UUAUCAUGGACAGAUUUCUUCAAAUUACGUAAAGAACAAAGAAAUAUCAACAUUGGUUCCUCUGUGAUCACUGCUUUAAUCGGAUCCACUGCUUCAUGGGGUUAUAUAUCAAAUAUAGAGAUUGAUCCAACUCAAUUAAUCUUUGGGUUUGAUCCAUUUAUGAUUUUCUUUGCAGGUUUUUUAGCAACAACAGGUGUUGGUUAUUUAUUUGGUCCAUUAUUAGGUUCAAUAAUCUUUAAAACUAAAAAUUCUAAAAAAUUACCAUUGUUCAAUGCUAAAAAUAAAAUCUUCUUAUCAAAAAUUUAUAAACAUAGAGUUGAUCCAAGUUUCCAAUCUUUUUCAAAUCCUGUUCCAGAUUAUUAUGGUGAGAAAAUCAAUAGCAUAAAGCAAUAUAAACAAUGGUUGAGAGAUAAUAAUGCCUACAAAAGAAAAACAAAAGAAUUCUUAUAA
This is a messenger RNA of Hansenula anomala, 450 nucleotides long. RefSeq names its product Pam17p (gene PAM17). Gene Ontology annotation, biological process: protein import into mitochondrial matrix. The record is from RefSeq and is a predicted model, not a curated record. The transcript has a single exon. Lineage: Eukaryota; Fungi; Ascomycota; Saccharomycetes; Phaffomycetales; Wickerhamomycetaceae. Gene Ontology annotation, cellular component: PAM complex, Tim23 associated import motor. The annotation marks the transcript as partial.